Molecule: messenger RNA, 767 nt
Organism: Cotesia glomerata
Lineage: Eukaryota; Metazoa; Arthropoda; Insecta; Hymenoptera; Braconidae
Gene: tsu
Product: RNA-binding protein 8A
Exons: 4
Coding region: 152-649 (165 amino acids)
Biological process (GO): RNA splicing
Cellular component (GO): exon-exon junction complex; nucleus; cytoplasm
Molecular function (GO): mRNA binding
Source: RefSeq, a predicted model, not a curated record
AACUAUUAAUUCUAACCCCCUAAACUUUGUUUGUAAUCAAGUAAAUACGCUAAGUACUUGUUUAAAAAUUAUUGAAUUCUUCAAUAAUGAAAUAAUUAUAUUAUUUAUUAUAAAUCAGGUGAUAAAUAAGCAAGUUUUGUAAUUUUUAAAAAUGGCGGAUGUAUUGGAUAUUGAUAAUGCUGAAGAGUUUGAAGUUGAUGACGAAGGAGAUCAGGGUAUCGCCAGAUUGAAGGAAAAAGCAAAGAAGAGGAAAGGUCGUGGACAUGGAGCCGAGUUAGCUUCUACUCGUGAUGAAGUUGGUCAUUAUGAAUCUAUGAAUGUCGUGGAGGAUGACAAUGAACCUGGUCCUCAACGAUCUGUAGAAGGUUGGAUUUUAUUCAUAAAUUCAGUCCACGAAGAGGCUCAGGAAGAUGACAUCCAAGACAAAUUUUCGGAGUACGGUCAAAUAAAGAAUUUGCAUUUGAAUCUCGACCGCAGAACUGGGUUCCUCAAAGGCUACGCUUUAGUCGAGUACGAGACGUUCAAGGAAGCCCAAGCUGCGAAAGAAGCUCUAAACGGCACUGAGAUCCUAGGACAAGCUAUUUCAGUUGACUGGUGCUUCGUUAAGGGUCCCAAAAAAGUCAAGAAGAGGAGUCACAGACGACGAUAAGCCUGAAUUAAUUUUUUUCAAUUAAUUUCAAGCUUCUAUAAAACAUUUCCAAGUGUAUCAGUUUUUUUCUGAAAUCAAAUAUCUAUUGGUAUAAAAAAUAAACAAUUAAUCAGUAUAA